AUGCUUAGGUUAAGGAGUUUACCGAGUUUUUUUCAGAGAAGGCUUCAAUCUAGCGGUCUUGAUGUUAAUCGAGGAGCUUAUUAUGACAUGAUUGAUCGUGGAAGCACUUCAACGGUGUAUGGGAAAGUUGUACCAAAUGAGCCUAAUGCAGAAGAUAGCGCUACUGUUAUUGAUAGAGAAUCAUCUUUGCACUAUAUGAGUAAAUACAGAGAUUCAAAUGGUGAGUUACUAGUGGGCAGCUCCGCAAGUGAGGCAAGAUUAAGUCAAAGGACCAUUGAAGGAAGGUUUCCAAGAGGUAAUAUAAGCCUAGAUCCUACAGUAGCAAAAGCAAUAAACAAUAAUAUACUCUCGCUACAUUUGCCAAGCAACCUGAGAAGUGCUGUAGCUAAGUAUUAUGUGCAUAUGCAACAAAGUAAGAUACAUAAACCAGCUGACAUGCCUAUGGAGGUAGACGUACAUUUAGCUGCGCUGUUUCUGCAAAACUAUGGUGCAAUAUAUCAAUCUUUGAGUGAAUUAAAAACUCGACUUGGAGAUAAAUUUAAUCCUCAGAGAGUCCUAGACAUUGGUUAUGGUCCCGCUACAGGUAUUGUUGCUUUAAACGAUUUAAUGGGUGAAGACUACAAGCCCGAACUAAAAGAGGCAUGUAUUUUGGGGCAUAUCGAGAUGCAAAAGAGAGCUAAAAUUAUCUUGAGUCGACAGUAUAAUGAAAUUCCGGAUAAGACCGUUGUUUCUGAAAGUAAAGAAGCGGAGGCUGAAGAGACUGAUAGCAUCCCUAGGAACGAAGACUUGGUUGGGGCUGUAAUGGUUAAAAAAAUAAAGAUAAAUACAAUCCUCAGGGAUGAUGUUCCGGGAUCUAAACAGUAUGAUCUCAUCAUUAUCACUCAUCAACUAUUGAGGAAUGAAGAGAAGUUUCCUUUCCAAGUGGAUGAUAACUUGGAGCAUUAUCUAAGCCUUUUGGCACCUGGUGGUCACCUAGUAAUAGUUGAGAGAGGAAAUCCGAUGGGAUUUGAAAUCAUAGCAAGAGCCAGGCAAAUCAUGAUUCGUCCCGAAAACUAUCCUAAUGAGCAUGGAAAGAUUCCACGGCCUUGGAUACGUGGUUCUGUAAAAAAGCCAAAAAAUGACACUCAUGAAACACUGGAGAACAAGGAUGAUGACGGUACGUUACAGAAUAAGAAUGAUAUAAAAGCAAAAGAAGAAGAUGGGCAAGAGUUAAUGUCAUUACUUGAUCAGCAGUACGGCUCGGUAAACCCUUCUGAUUUGGAAUUUGAACCAGAAAUUAUGGAAGAAAACGAUGUAGUUCCCAAUACUCCAGAAAAAAUUGACUAUCAUUUAACGAUUCUUGCUCCAUGUUCCCAUCACGGAAAAUGUCCUCUACAAACAGGAAAACCAGCAUACUAUGAUAUGAAGCAGGGAAAGAAUUUGAAUUUCUGUAACUUUCAGAAAACCGUGAUGAGACCGAAGUACACAAUGGAGUUAAAAAAGGGUAAGGUUCUAGCUACACCUUGGGAAAAUCCAACAGAUGCAAUAGGGAUCAGAGGUAAGGCAGCUUCAGGUAGUGGUAGACCAAAUGGAUCUGACUACGAAGUUCUUAACUGGUCGUACUUAAUUGUGGAGAGAUCGAAGAAUGACGCCGCAUCUCUGGUUGACAUUGAAGAAAAACGUAAAACAUCGAAAGAAGUAUAUGAAAUCGGAUCUUUGGGUGAUGGUACAUGGAAAACCUGGCCGCGUAUUAUAAGGACACCUGCAAAGCGCAAGGGUCACGUAGUUAUGGACGUAUGCGCGCCCUCCGGCCAAUUUGAGAAAUGGACAGUGCCUAAAUCGUUUUCAAAACAAGCAUACCAUGAUGCACGUAAGGCUGCCAAAGGCGACCUAUGGGCUUUAGAUGCAAAGACUAAGAUAAAGGGCAUGGGAGCUAAGAAGCUUGCAAGCCUCGAUGCUAUUGAGAAGAGGAAGAUCAAAGAAAUGAAACGGGAAAAAGCAAAAGAGGAACGCAAUACAAGGGCGAACAUAGCGAAGAUAGACAAGUCCAAUGCUGACGAGCGGCACCUCGACGAACUGUCUAAGUUCCAUGCAAGAGAGUUUGAUAGGGCUAACCCAAAGCAAUACAGUUAA
This is a messenger RNA of Eremothecium sinecaudum, 2112 nucleotides long. It is a transcript of the gene RSM22, whose product is annotated as tRNA methyltransferase RSM22. Lineage: Eukaryota; Fungi; Ascomycota; Saccharomycetes; Saccharomycetales; Saccharomycetaceae. Gene Ontology annotation, biological process: translation. The coding region runs from base 1 to 2112 and encodes 703 amino acids. The record is from RefSeq and is a predicted model, not a curated record. Gene Ontology annotation, cellular component: mitochondrial small ribosomal subunit. Gene Ontology annotation, molecular function: structural constituent of ribosome; methyltransferase activity. The transcript has a single exon.